UAUGAUGAUGAUUAUGAUGAUUAUUAUUAUUACUAUUAUUAUUAUUAUUAUUAUAGUUGUUGUUGUGUAACGCGCAGCUGGCGGUUUAUGAUUUAAAGUCCACGUCAACACAGCGACUGUCGGUUUUACUUCACUUCUCCGGUAACAACUUAGUUGAUCAUCCGUUAAACGGCUGAGAAUCAGAGAGAGAGAGAGAGAGAGAGAGAGAGAGAGAGAGACAGAGACAGAGAGAGACAGACCACUGUAGACCACUGCUCUCUGUUCAUUCGUGUUUUGACAGAAAUGGGUUAUGGGUUAAUUUCCAUGUCGUAACGUUUCCUGUAAACAGCUGAUGAGCAGGCUCCGCCCCCCUCCCCCUCAGCCCAGCCUGGGAGAUUAGGGAGAGACAUCUUUUGCUUUCUGUUUCCGUCUCUCUGUCUCUGUCUCUCUGAGAGCGAACAGACCCGAUGAGCUUCACCUGGAUAUCUAAAGCAGCAAAGGUCGGUGUCAGUGUUUGUCACUUGUGUUGAACAACAGAUUGUGUUGUUGUUGUGUUCGUUGUAUUUUUCUCCUGCAGGCUUGAACCGUUCGGUCAGUUCACACAGCUGGAAACGCCUGAGCUGACCUUUCUGCACACCCUGCUCUGGUUACAGCUCUGUGGCUGGAAACAUGUCUGAUUCAUCAGGCUUAUUUUAGACGUGUCUCCGUCUCUCAGGUCUCGGUCUCUGUCAGUUACCAGCUCACAGUUCCUCAGGGUUCACUCAUGUCCUGAGCAGCUGUUUUCAGACUGAGUAACUUGCAGUUUCACAUACGACACAUUGUGGUGUCGUUAUGAAACUGAUCUAUUUCCUCAGAACAUUUGAAGGAUUUUACACAUUAUUUUGAUCCACUGAUUGUUUUUGUCAUGUUUUUAAAGCAGAACGACUGAACCUGCUUUUUCCUCCUUCUCGAAGCUUUGACGCUUUUUUGUGUCGCACAUUUUCCGACAGUGGACUCAGACUGAGCCACAGACAGGCCGAGGUGAAACCAGGUUCACCGCCUCUGUAAUUCAACAGCAGGCGAGUGUGGGACUCAGGUGCGAAAACCUCUGGUGCUUUCCAAACUACAUAUAUUUAUCUGCACCUGCAAACAGACAGAUCACAUUCACACAGCAGGAGAGGAGAGAAAUUUGCAUUAAAUUUGGAUGGAAACCGGCUCCAGAGGAGGCCUGUGGGGCCGGGAGGGGCCGACGGGGUCAUAUCACUGCGCUGACAAAGACAGAAAGAGUCGCUGGGCUCGUUGAUGGACUGCAACUCACCUGGAAGGUGUUUGGGAUCAGGUGGCGGCAGCAGGAGUCUGCACAGGAAGUCACAGAGAGAUUCACAUCCCGAUUAUUUUAUUGUUUUACCUCUCAGACCAUCAGAAAUGCUGAAGAUGAGCAUUUGUGUGGUGGAAGAGAAGAAGCGAGCAGAGUCUCCAGGACUCACCUGUGUGUCUCUGAGGAGUGAACGGUCCAUGGGACACCCUGUGACGUUCAACACCAAACCUGUGCCUCCUGCACACACAGAAGAGAGGAAGGGGAGUAGUUUUUCUGCAGAGGAGGAGCUGCUGUCCAGCUGUGCCCAGGACCACAGGAGUUUAAACUGUGGACAAUGGUCCUUCAGCGUCCACGUCGCCUCAAACGAGGACCCAUCUGGCUCAUCUGAAGACUGUCUCCAGUGUGGAAGAAGAUCCAAAACAAGACCUGGACAACAGACACCCAGUCAGACCAGCACUGCAGACGUGACCGAAGGUCUGCAGGAGGUUUUAGAUGAACAUAAGAUCAGUCUGAGGAGGAGAUGUGAACGUGUGACUGAAGGAACUGAUCAAACAGGAAGUGGAACCCUCCUCAACAGGAUCUACACUGAGCUCUACAUCACAGAGGGACAGAGUGAAGAGGUUAAUACCCAACAUGAGGUGAGGCAGCUGGAGAGCGUUUACAAGAUGAAGACCCUCCAUGACGCUCCAAUCAGGUGCCACCAAAUCUUUAAAGCCUUACCUGAGCAACAGAGACGCAUCAGAGUCGUCCUGACCAACGGCGUCGCUGGCGUUGGAAAAACCUUCUCAGUGCAGAAGUUCAGUCUGGACUGGGCCGAGGGCUCGGAAAACCAAGACGUGAGUCUGCUGGUUCUGCUUUCGUUCAGGGAGCUGAACUUGGUCAGAGAUGAGCAGUACAGUCUCCUCAGGCUGCUCCAUGUUUUCCAUCCAACAUUACAGAAGGUCCCAGCAGAGAAGCUCGCUGUCUGGAAAGUCUUGUUCAUCUUUGACGGCCUGGAUGAAAGCAGACUUUCACUGGAUUUCAGCAGCAGGGAGGUCGUGUCUGACGUCACACAGGAGUCAUCGGUCAACGUGCUGCUGACAAACCUCAUCCGGGGGAAUCUGCUUCCCUCGGCUCUGGUCUGGAUAACUUCCCGACCGGCGGCGGCCAAUCAGAUCCCUCCUACGUGUGUGGACAGGGUAACAGAAGUACGAGGCUUCACCGACGCCCAGAAGGAGGAGUACUUCAGGAGGAGAUCCAGUGAUGAAGAGCUGUCCAGCAGAAUCAUCUCACACAUCAAGACGUCCAGGAGCCUCCACAUCAUGUGUCAGAUCCCAGUCUUCUGCUGGAUCUCUGCUACAGUUCUGGAGCACAUGUUGACCACAGAGCAGAGAGGAGAGCUGCCCAAGACCCUGACUGACCUGUACUCACACUUCCUGCUGGUUCAGACAAACAGGAAGAAGCACAAGUAUGAGGGAGGACAUGAGACGAGUCCACGGGAGCUGACGGAGGCUGACAGGGACGUUCUUCUGAAGCUGGGGAGGCUGGCGUUUGAACAUCUGGAGACAGGAAAUAUCAUGUUCUACCAAGAAGACCUGGAGCAGUGUGGUCUUGAUGUCACAGAGGCCUCGGUUUACUCUGGAGUUUGUACACAGAUCUUCAAAAGAGAGAGUGUGAUCUUCCAGAAAACUGUCUACUGCUUUGUUCAUCUGAGCAUUCAGGAGUUUCUGGCUGCGGUUUAUAUUUUUCACUGUCACAUAAACAAGGAUAACAAGACACUGGAGAGUUUUCUGGGAACUCUCUGGAGUAGGAUUCGUAGCUGUGACCCAUCAUUAGACAUAUUCUUGAGAAAAGCAAUAGAUGAAUCAUUAAAGAGUAAAAAUGGCCACCUGGAUCUAUUUGUUCGCUUCCUUCAUGGUCUUUCAUUGGAGUCAAACCAGAGACUUUUAGGAGGCCUGUUGGGUCAGACAGAGAACAGUCCAGAAAGCAUCCAGAGAGCCAUCAACAACCUGAAGGAGAUGAGCACCUACAACAUCUCUCCUGACAGAAGCAUCAACAUCUUCCACUGUCUGAUGGAGAUGAACGACCUCUCGGUUCUUCAGGACAUCCAGAGGUACCUGAGGUCAGAGAACAGAUCAGAAACAAAACUGUCUGAGAUCCACUGCUCGGCUCUGGCCUACAUGCUGCAGAUAUUAGAGGAGGUGGUGGAUGUACUGGACAUGACGGCAAACAGGACAUCAGAGGAGGGACGACUCCGGCUGAUCCCGGCUGUGAGGAACUGCAGAAAGGCUCUCCUUCCUGACUGUCGACUGUCAGAUAUUCACUGUGACGUCUUGGCCUCGGCUCUGAAGUCCAGCCCGUCCCACCUGAGAGAGCUGGACCUGAGUAACAACAAGCUGCAGGAGACAGGAGUGGAGCUGCUGUGUGCUGGACUAGAGAGUCCAAACUGUAGACUGGAGACUCUCAGGUUGAGCGAGUGCUGGCUGUUAGAGAGAUGCUGUUCUCUCCUGGCCUCGGCUCUGACGUCCAGCCCGUCCCACCUGAGAGAGCUGGACCUGAGUAACAACAAGCUGCGGGAUACAGGAGUGGAGCUGCUGUGUGCUGGACUGGAGAGUCCAAACUGUAGACUGGAGAUUCUGAGUUUGAGGCACUGCAGCUUGUCGGACAGGAGCUGCAUUUCUUUGGCUUCAGCUCUGAAGUCAUACCCCUGCAGUCUGAGAGAGCUGGACAUGAGUUAUAACAAGCUGCAGGAUUCAGGAGUGGAGCUGCUGUGUGCUGGACUGGAAAGUCCAAACUGUAGACUGGAGACCUUAAGACUGAGCUUCUGCAGUUUGACGGAGAGCAGCUGUGUUUUUUUGGCCUCGGCUCUUAAGUCAAACCCCGCCCACCUGAGAGAGCUCGACCUGCGCGACAACCAGCUGCAGGACUCAGGGGUGAAGCUGUUGUCUGCUGAAAUGGACAGUCCACGUUGUAGGCUGGAGACUCUGAGGAUGAAAUAAAUCUGGAAUGCAGCUUAAAGUUUUGGAAGACCUCCUGGAAAAGUUGCUCUGAGGAUCAGCUUCUUCAGUGAAGUCACCGAUGUAAAACACUAAGAUCCCUGGACCCUCUGUGGCUGAAGGACUGAAGACAUGAAGCCUGCAACACAUUCAUGUUAGAGAGUUUAGAGGCAAUAAAAUAGCACAUCAUACCUCAACACGUUUGCUUGUUAACUUGCAUUAAAAGGUACACUGACACUGUUUGUAGUUUCAAAAAUCAUGUAUUUAUUUUUAUCUAUGUAUUUAUUUAUUUAACCUGUAUUUAGGGGAGUUGAACAAGCAGCAGCAGCAGCAGCAUGUUUUACAUGUGGUCAUUUUUGUUUUUCCUUGUGAUGCGAAUGCAGAAUUGUUGAAAACAAUAUUUAACUUAAAAAUAAAUCACAAAUAAAAAAUUUACGAAG
Toxotes jaculatrix (banded archerfish) is the source of this 4691-nucleotide messenger RNA. RefSeq names its product protein NLRC3-like. The record is from RefSeq and is a predicted model, not a curated record. Bases 1261 to 4254 code for a protein of 997 amino acids. Gene Ontology annotation, molecular function: protein binding. The transcript is spliced from 10 exons. Lineage: Eukaryota; Metazoa; Chordata; Actinopteri; Toxotidae.